AAUUAUUUUAAGGUUGUUUGCGCUUUUUUUCCAGGUGCCAUGGCGGACGACGGCGGUGACUGGCUCGCCGGCGGCGACGACGCCGGUGGCGAUGACUGGCUGUCCGCGGCCGCGGACACCGGCUCGGCCUCCACCCCCGCCGCCGCCGGAGCCGCCCCCGCGGGCGACGCGGCCGCCGACGGCGAGGCGCCCCAGAAGCCGCGCGUGGACGAGUGGGCGUGGCCCAAGGGCCAGCCCUUCCUGGCGCUGCCCCCGUACCGGACGCGCCGCGUGCAGCCGCGCAAGCUCGACAAGUUCAUCCCCUUCACGCACUGGAGCCGGCCCACCUCCCUCAACUACGAGUACAUCUACCUGUACCGCAAGAACUACUACGACGACGUCAUCGACUACCUGGACCAGCGCACGCGCGGCGUGGAGCGCGAGCUGCCCAAGCCGCAGACGUGGGCGGAGCGCGCGCUGCGCACCUACUCGAGCGCCUCGCCGCCGCCGCGCAUGCAGAAGACGGUCAUCGUCGAGGACUCGCUCAAGAACGUGGGCGCCGUGGCGGGGCUGACGCACACCAACGCCAUCCGGCACCACCUCUCCAACAACGUGGUGCGCACCCGCUACUACGACGCCCUGUACCAGCCGCUGCCCGGGCCGCAGGCGCCCAUGGACGAGUAAAUGUGUGAUCUGCUGCCACCCGGUUUGGCCGAGCCCAGGUGCGUUCGCGGUGGUCCGGACGAUGUGUGAGCCGAGGGGUCGAGAGGAACAAGGUCGAAGCUGGGCGUUUAGCGUCAAGGUGUGGGGGCUGCCGACGGAGAAUGGCUCGGCGAGCUGAACACCGUCGGUCUGGUGUCCCGCCGUGUGUUGCCUCGAGGGCUGAUUCCCCUCCCCGUCCGAGACCGCGGCCGAUGCCCUUGCCCUGACCUCUGCGGUCCUUCUGCAGCCUGUCAGUCAGAAACGCAUUUUGACUUCGGCUAGCGCCAGUAUCGAAAUGCGUCUCUUGCUGAGUGCUGGAUGCAUCGCCUUUUCUCUGCCAUGAUCUGUAGAUAGUUUUUUGACCUCGUCUUCCUUCCAUUUUCUUUGCUUAGUUCAGACCACCGCGAAGCGGGGACCUGUCGCAGAACGCCAGCGGCACGCGGUGUUUGGCGAUGGAACAAGCUUCCCCAAAGAGGUCCGGGACGAAACUUUGUUUUUAUAACUUUCCUUCGUGUUUUUGUUGUAUGCUAGUAUUUCAUACGAGGCACGUUCCAUUGCACCGCUCAAUCCCCCAAACAGCCAAAGAGGUACGUCGGUUACUAGCGGGUUGGUAAAUCACUGGGGAAUAUACUGCUAGAAGAAAACAGUGAUAAGAAAAGCUAUUAGAAAAUGAUGUGUGAAAGAAAUUACCUCUGUUGUCCAUUGCCAACCCGCUAGUGACCGCGAAACCUAUUGCAUUUGGCUUUAUAUAUUUACGUUCGGUUGUACUCCUGUCAAAGAUCUCUCCAAUUUCGAAGAAUUUCGUUUCGUCUGAUCGGAAAAGCAUCGAUCUAACGACCUUGAGUGCGACCUUAUGUCUGUUGUGUUUCUCAAUGUGAGUGUAGCAAUUACUAGCAGGCGACUGUUGUUUCAUGUGAUUGUAAGUUAGUAUGAGUGAAUGACUUUCCGAUCGACACUUAGUUUCACUGUAGACUUCAAAGCAUGGACAUUUUUUAUUUGCCACAAAGGAACCAAGUAAAAGAGAAUACAUAGCCCAUAAGAAGUGGAGCUAGUGAACUACUGACACUUGGUGAUGCCUGCAACCGAAAUUACCUCAGAAUUAUUUUCCCUUUUGCGUUUCCUUUGAGUAACUUCACUUCCGUUGUCCUACAAAACGACAUGAUAAUAAUUAAAUCCUCUACAGAUUAAGUCACCAACUAAAAUACUGUUUUGAUAUAAAAAAAUAAAUCCGAAUCUAGUAAAAAA
Molecule: messenger RNA, 1926 nt
Organism: Frankliniella occidentalis (western flower thrips)
Lineage: Eukaryota; Metazoa; Arthropoda; Insecta; Thysanoptera; Thripidae
Product: flightin
Exons: 1
Coding region: 40-663 (207 amino acids)
Source: RefSeq, a predicted model, not a curated record